CUCCCUGUGUGUGUGUGUGUGUGUGUGUGUGUGUGUGUGUGUGCGGAUGCGUGAGGGAGGCACUAUGCAGUCAGAGCUCCACACACACAGAGCAUGCUUGUGAGUGCGGGCUCGGGCAAACAUGAGCCUUCCCAGCCCAGAGAUCGUCCACAGCAUCAGCCUGAACUCCCGUCUGAGCCCCCCUCCUCUCUCCCUCUCUCACUGCCUCUCUCUCUCCCUCUCCUCAUCUACUCUCGCCCUGCGCAGCCUCUUCCCCGCCACCUCUCCAGCACCAGCCGGGGGGACAUCUCCCGCUCUCCGCACGCCGACGUUUGCCGAGCGCCGGCCGGCCCCAUGGAGGAACCCCAGGGCAACACACUGGUGGUCCGCAUAGGCAUCCCUGACCUGCAGCAAACGAAAUGCAUGAAGUUUAAUGUGGAGUCUCCCAUCUGGUUGUCUAAACAACGAAUCCUCUGCACACUCAACCAGAGCCUGAAGGAUGUGCUAAACUAUGGCCUCUUUCAGCCUGCGUACAACAGUAAAGCCGGGAAGUUCCUGGAUGAGCAGCGAACACUGAAAGAAUAUCCACUUCCCGACAUCUCUCCUGUCCCGUACCUGGAGUUUCGCUACAAGAGGCGAGUGUACACACAAUCUCACCUGGAUGAAAAACAGCUGUCAAAGCUUCACACUAAGGCUAACUUGAAGAAGUUUAUGGAAUAUGUUCAGCAACGGAACAUUGAGAAGGUAUCAAAGUUUGUGGAGAAAGGGCUCGACCCAAACUUCCACGACCCAGAGACCGGAGAAUGUCCAUUGACAAUGGCGUCACAGCUGGAAGGUUGUGCAGAGCUCAUAAAGGUUCUAAAGAAUGGAGGAGCUCACCUGGAUUUCAGGACCAGAGACGGCAUAACUGCCCUUCACAAAGCAGUCCGCACCAAGAACCACACGGCAAUUAUUACGCUGUUGGAUCUGGGCGCCUCUCCGGAUUACAAGGACAGUCGUGGCCUGACUCCUCUGUAUCACAGCUCUAUGGUGGGGGGCGACCCGUACUGCUGCGAGCUCCUGCUGCAUGAUCACGCUCAGGUGGGCUGCAUGGAUGAGAACGGCUGGCAGGAGAUACACCAGGCGUGUCGUCACGGAUAUGUGCAGCAUCUGGAACACCUGCUGUUCUACGGAGCGGACAUGAGCGCUCAGAAUGCUUCUGGAAACACUGCCCUGCACGUGUGUGCUCUCUAUAACCAGGAUAGCUGCGCACGAGUGUUGCUGUUCAGAGGGGCGAAUAAGGAGAUUAAGAACUACAACAGCCAAACUGCCUUCCAGGUGGCUAUUAUAGCUGGAAACUUUGACCUGGCAGAAAUUAUAAAGACUCACAAAGCAUCAGAUGUUGUGCCUUUCAGGGAAACCCCUUCCUACACAAAUCGCCGGCGCGUGACCGGAGGCGACUCACUGACAUCAUCACGCUUGCUGCCUCGCUCCGCCUCCGACAACAAUCUGAACAACGUGGCUGACACAGGCCCCGCCCACUCGCCCGUGCCAUCUCUGAGGAGCCUGCCCCCUCUGGCGCACACUGGGAUCGACGCGGCGGCCGACGGCAGCCUGCAGAGCACAGGCAGCUCGCUCUCCUCACACUCCCGCUCACCUUCCCUCCAGCGCAUCAGUCAGGAGCCCGGCACGCAAGCAGUACGCCGACACACGCCCCUCACGCACUCCCACAGCCGCGGACGCCUCAGCCCGGGGACAGUCCAACGGGACCCCAGCCCUCCUCCCGCGGGGCCCUCACACACACUCUCAGGAGCCCGGGGCCCUAAACGGAAACUCUACAGCGCCGUGCCGGGGCGCACCUUCAUCGUGGUCAAACCGUACACACCACAGGGAGAGGGAGAGAUCCAGCUGAACCGCGGAGAGAGGGUCAAAGUGUUAAGUAUAGGAGAAGGGGGUUUCUGGGAAGGGACGGUGAAAGGAAGAACCGGAUGGUUUCCUGCAGACUGUGUGGAGGAGGUACAGAUGAGACAGUUUGAUCCUCGACUUGAGACGAGAGAGGACCGAAACAAGAGGCUGUUCCGACAUUACACUGUGGGCUCCUAUGACAACUUUACCUCAUAUAGUGAUUACAUCAUCGAGGAGAAGAACGCUGUGCUCCAGAAGAAAGAGAAUGAGGGAUUCGGCUUCGUCUUGCGGGGAGCGAAAGCGGAAACACCCAUUGAAGAGUUUACACCCACACCUGCCUUUCCUGCACUCCAAUACCUGGAGUCUGUGGAUGUUGAGGGCGUGGCCUGGAAGGCGGGGCUUAGGACUGGUGACUUCCUCAUUGAGGUAAAUAGUGUUAACGUGGUAAAAGUGGGACACAAGCAGGUGGUGUCACUCAUCCGGCAGGGUGGGAAUAACCUCUUGAUGAAGGUAGUGUCAGUCACACGCAAGCCAGAGUCUGAGGAGUCAGUCAGGAAGAAGGCGCCCCUGCCUCCAAAAAGAGCGUCCAGCACCACCCUCACCCUGAGGUCCAAAAGCAUGACUGCUGAGCUUGAAGAACUUGCCUCUGCAAGGAGGAGAAGAGGAGAAAGGCUAGAUGAGAUUUUGGCCUCUCAGGAGACAGUACUGAGGCCAAAGGUAGAAACAGACUACAGAGCAGCCACAGUGAAGCAACGUCCUAGCAGUCGCCGUAUUACACCAGCAGAAAUCAGUUCUCUUUUUGAGCGGCAAGGACUUGCUAUCCAUGGUGCUCUACACCCAGCGUUGGAAAAAGCCCACAUGCAGCUGCCAAAAAGCAUGACUAGAACAAAGUCCUUUGGAGCAACUGAAGAGGAUCGACUGUCUGCCCUGGCAGCGGAACACAGGUUUCCACGGAGCUCCUCCAUGACGGACAGCCUGAGAGACAGCCAUAGUAUCCCUCCACCUCCUCAAAUAGCUCCCCCACCUCCCCCAUCGCUUUACUAUCUAGAUACUGGACCCCCUCCAUCGUUCUGCCCACCCCCUCCUCCUGGCCGCAUUCAUGACCCCAGCCGUUCCAGUUUCAAACCAGGCUCUGAACCAAGACUGCACAUUUUGCCACAGACAAUGUCUGCUGAGCUGUUUGAGCCGCCUCGCCAUGCCUCCCACAUGGAUCGACAGAAAAAAGCCCGUUCCAUGAUCAUCCUGCAGGACUCCACCCACCUUCCCGUGGAGCCUACUGACAUCCCCAGGCCAGGUCCUGUUUCAACUCCACCCGAAAGGAUCAAGCGGAAAGGUCGAGUCAUUGAUAACCCCUACGCCAAUGUGGGCCAGUUCAGUGUGGGCUUAUUCACGCCCCCUCCGAGCAAGCCACAGCGGAGGAAGAGCCCACUUGUAAAGCAACUGCAGGUGGAAGAUGCUCAGGAGAGAGCCUCGCUAGCACUGGCAUCCAUCCAUGCGAGAGAGCACUCUCCCUCUGGGCGCCUAGCUGCCCACCAUACCAGCAGGGCUGAUUUCUAUCAGCAGCAGAAGCAGCUGUUGCAGGAACGCAGUAAAGCUCACGCUGAGGGACUGUUGCAAGGAAAGGGUCCUUUUGCAGCAGCCAUUGCUGAUGCAGUGAAAGACCGGGAACGUCGUCUGGAGGAGAGGCGGAAAUCCACAGUCUUCCUAUCUGUGGGCACUAUGGAGGGCAGUUCGGCACCACCCACAGAAGCCCCUUCACUCACACCAUCCCGUUCGGUGGAUGAACGAAUGCUCACACGUGAACUUGGUCAGUUGCCUCCUCCCGCCUUGGCAUUGCGUCCCUCUCCUGGGGGCACCACCUUCAUUCACCCACUGACAGGCAAGCCCCUGGACCCCAACUCUCCAUUGGCACUUGCGCUGGCCGCAAGGGAACGGGCAUUAACCUCCCAGAGUCAGUCCCCUUCAAGCAGCCCUGAGCCCAGAACUAAACAUGAAGCUGCUGGAGGGAUGCUGUAUAUGGAGACCCAGACCAAAGAGACUGAGCGGUCAGAGCGUGAGGGGGAUUUUGCCUCACCUCCCUUUUCCCCUGCCACAAAACGAAUUUAUGAGACCUCCGCCCCCACCAGCAAAAUUCAGUGGGGAAGUCCCAUAUCCACCAGGAAAGAGUUAGAAACAAGGACAGAAAUGAAGGAAGAAAGGAAAAUUGAGGACAAGAAGAGUAUGAUCAUCAGCAUCAUGGACACAUCCCAGCAGAAAACUGCUGGACUUAUCAUGGUUCAUGCAACGAGUAAUGGGGAGGCAGUGAGGCCCAGCCCAGAGCACAGGGUCUCCUCUCCUAAGGGGUCAUUGUCAGAGAGCCCGAAACCCAUGUUGGCCCAAAUAAAAAGAGCUAAGUCCCCUGGUCCCGAUGCUCCUUCGAGAUCCACCCCACCUCCAACCACAGCUCCAACUUCCCAGCCACCUCCCAGCCCAUCUUCAGAUAAAACCCUGGCACAGGGUAGUUCUGAGGAGGACGUGGAACCCUAUACGGUCACAUUGCCACCUGCCAUGCUUUCUUCCAGUGAUGAGGAGACACGUGAGGAGCUCCGUAAAAUCGGUGUGGUUCCUCCACCAGAUGAAUUUGCAAAUGGCCUUCUUGGAAAGACAAAUGCAACUGCAGUACCUCCUGCCUCUAUGUUGGCGCAGACCACAACUUCUGCCCUGCCCUCAGCUCCACCCCCAUCCCCUGCCCCUCCAGUAGCGCUUGCCACAGCAACACAGGUCCCCGCUAGCAGUGGCCCACAAGCAGCCUCAGGGAAGCUAUCUGAGUCCCACCUGGGCCCAGAGUCUGCUGCUGACUCCGGGGUGGAAGAGGUAGACACUCGUAGCUCCAGUGAUCACCACCUGGAGACCACGAGUACCAUCUCCACUGUCUCUAGUAUGUCCACACUGUCCUCGGAAAGCGGCGAGCCCACAGACACCUACACCACCUACGCAGAUGGCCAGACGUUCAUUCUUGAUAAGCCGCCAGUGCCUCCAAAGCCAAAGCUCAAGUCCCAGCUCAGCAAGGGCCCGGUGACGUUCAGGGACCCCCUGCUUAAACAGUCAUCUGAUAGCGAACUGCUCUCACAGCAGCACGCGGCUGUGCUGGCUGCUGCUGCUGCGGGAGCCUCAGGCCUGGCCAGACCCCGCUACCUCUUCCAUAAACGCUCCAAGUUAUGGGGGGACCCCGUGGAACCCCGUGUACUUUCGGGGGCAGAGGAAGGAAAGCCCACUGUGAUAAGUGAGCUCAGCUCACGGCUGCAGCAGCUGAACAAGGACACCCGCUCACUUGGGGAGGAGCCGCUCGGAGCUUCACUUGACCCCGGAAGAAAAUCACCCGUGGUCGGUGCAAGACUCUUCAGCAGUCUGGGGGAGCUCCAUACUAUCUCUCAGAGAGGCUACGGCACCACCUACACCAUCAGACCAGGUAGCCGCUACCCAGUGACCCGGCGGACACCCAGUCCCGGUUCCCCAGACCGCUCGGAUCCUCUGGGACCCAUCCGGGGCUUUGGUCUGGCCACUUCUCCCAUCACACCCCCCACAAUCCUUAAGUCGUCUAGCCUCAGUCUCCCUCACGAACCUAAAGAAGUGCGUUUUGUCAUGAGGAGCUCCAGUGCGCGGAGUCGUUCUCCCUCGCCUGCCCCCUCCCCGGGCUUGCCCUCCCCCCUGCUCACCCUACGGCCAUUCCACCAGAAGCCCCUCCACCUGUGGAACAAGUACGAUGUUGGCGACUGGCUGGCCAGCAUUAACCUGUCUGAACACCGGGAGCAAUUCCAAGAGCAUGAGAUCGAGGGCUCCCAUCUGCCUGCUCUGACCAAGGAGGAAUACGCUGAGCUGGGCGUGACGCGCGUCGGUCAUCGCAUGAACAUCGAGCGCGCCCUUAAACAGCUGCUGGAGAGUUGACCACGCGCCUCCCUCUACCUGUAGCUAGUCUCAACACAGUUUUCUUUUCUUUUCUUAUUUAAUUUGUUUGUCUUGUUUUUUGUUUUGUUUAUUUUUCAAUUCCUGAGCUUUACAUCCGAAGUGUGUCAUUUCGAUGUUAAAACACUUAUCCUAUUACACACUUUUCGUGAAAAACGAAUCACUGGGGUGGUACUAAAAGAUAUUAAUAUCUACCAUUAGGUACUAAUAUGAACAUUUUUGGUACUAAUAUGUAAGGAAGUGGUGUCUAAAUUUGCUCUUUGAGGGCAACUUUCCUGGAGUUUAGCUCCCACCAGUUUCAACACACUUUGUUUCUAGUGAUUCUUUAGACCAUCAUUAGCUGUUUCAGAUCUGGUUAACUGGAACUAAAGAUAAACUCUGCUGACAAGUCGCCCUCCAGGAGCAGGAUUGGACACCCCUGCUUUAAGGUACCAUUAUGCUUCCUU
Molecule: messenger RNA, 6251 nt
Organism: Carassius gibelio (silver crucian carp)
Lineage: Eukaryota; Metazoa; Chordata; Actinopteri; Cypriniformes; Cyprinidae
Product: SH3 and multiple ankyrin repeat domains protein 3
Exons: 22
Coding region: 94-5787 (1897 amino acids)
Cellular component (GO): postsynaptic density; postsynaptic membrane; dendritic spine
Molecular function (GO): ionotropic glutamate receptor binding; synaptic receptor adaptor activity
Source: RefSeq, a predicted model, not a curated record